Messenger RNA from Saprolegnia diclina VS20, 806 nucleotides. RefSeq lists its product as hypothetical. Bases 30 to 695 code for a protein of 221 amino acids. Gene Ontology annotation, biological process: glutathione metabolic process. The transcript has 3 exons. Gene Ontology annotation, molecular function: glutathione transferase activity. Lineage: Eukaryota; Oomycota; Saprolegniomycetes; Saprolegniales; Saprolegniaceae. The record is from RefSeq and is a predicted model, not a curated record.
CGACAUUGCCCUUUUCAAGCAGCGACACCAUGGCGACAUCGAACCCCAUCACUGUGCACUACUGGGCUGGCCGCGGUAUGUGUGAGCCGCUUCGUGUGGCGCUAGCGGCGGUCGGCGCGCCCUUCACCAACCAGUUUCUCGAGACCAAGGCCGACCUCGCGGCGCUUCGCGAUGCCAACGAGCUCACGUAUGGCCAAGUGCCCAUGGUCGAAAUGGACGAUUGCAAGUUUGUCCAAGUGCAGGCGACGCUGCUGUACCUUGCGCACAAGCACAACAUGUACCCGGCCGACUUGAAGGCGCAGUAUUUAUGUGAUGCGACAAUGGCCGCCUGCGCCGACGCACGCCGCCCGCUCACGCGGUAUCCUUUUACCCUGGAUGGCACUGAGGUCAAGGCCAACUUCAAUUUUGCUCGGUACCCGGCCAAGUGGAACGAACUGCUUUCGGGGCGCGACUACCUUCUUGGCGCCAACGUCUCGAUGGCUGACGUGACUAUGUGGGAAGUUCUCGAUUUUUACGAAGACAUUUUUGGGACUGCUGUGUUUCGCAACGAUUUCAAGGCGUAUCCCGCGCUCCUGGCGCACUACGACCGCGUCGGGCAAAUGGGCAACUUGACGCAGUGGCAGGCCGCUCGGUCGACGGCAUUUGUCGACUGUGCCACGUACGCCCGCCACGUCAAUCAAACGCUGUACGAGUAACUAGCCCGUCUUAACCCUUCAUGCCCCAUCAACCACGAUAACCGAUACGACACCUUUGUCAUGUACGAGGACUACAGUACUAACACACGAGUGCACUCGACUGACGCACAC